This is a messenger RNA of Acaromyces ingoldii, 698 nucleotides long. RefSeq lists its product as hypothetical. The record is from RefSeq and is a predicted model, not a curated record. NCBI's taxonomy places the organism in Eukaryota, Fungi, Basidiomycota, Exobasidiomycetes, Exobasidiales, Cryptobasidiaceae. The transcript has a single exon. Bases 141 to 563 code for a protein of 140 amino acids.
CGUGCGUGUGCGAGCGAGGGCCCGGAUCUAUUCUGCUUUAACUUCUCAGCCACAACCCACCAACGCUCUCUCCCUCACUCCCAUCCACCCACUGCCUGCCCCCAAAAGAGUAAGAGAGAGAGAGAGAGGAGACAGCGACGAUGCCUACGCCUACACCCUUUUCGUGGAAGGCCGGUCCGGGAAAUGUCCAGAUCAGCGGCGACUGGGACGAGUGGAAGGAGCGGGUAGCCCUCGAUAGGCAGCCGGAUGGCUCCUUUGCAAAACAGGUGGGUGGUGCGGGAAGCCAUAUUGGUGUGGAUGCGUUAUCACGAAAAAGCCUAAAACGUCGCGACUUCCUUUCUUCUUCUUUCUUCUACAAAAGAUUUCCUUGCCAUCCAACACAAAGGUGCACUACAAGUACAUCGUCGAUGAGCAGUGGACCACGAACCCAGAGUCGCCCACGGUCAACGAUGGCGGCAACGUCAACAACGUUGUCGAUGUUGGUCCUGAGCCAGCCACGACGACGGCUGCUCAUGCCGUCGAGGGCGCCCUUGCCGGCGUGGGAGCCGCUGCUGCGGCCGUAACGGCAAUGAUCGCUGGCACCGACGGCGAGCACGCGAGCACUGCGCCUGCUGCUGCUGCGAGCCAGACCGAGGGACAGGCACAAGCUGCACCAAAGACGGAAGCCGAGAAGAAGCAGGAGCCCGCCAGCGGCAUCA